Molecule: messenger RNA, 705 nt
Organism: Aspergillus clavatus NRRL 1
Lineage: Eukaryota; Fungi; Ascomycota; Eurotiomycetes; Eurotiales; Aspergillaceae
Product: Zn(II)2Cys6 transcription factor domain-containing protein
Exons: 4
Coding region: 1-705 (234 amino acids)
Biological process (GO): regulation of DNA-templated transcription
Molecular function (GO): DNA-binding transcription factor activity, RNA polymerase II-specific; zinc ion binding
Source: RefSeq, a predicted model, not a curated record
AUGGCCAAAGAAAUCACCAAAGACGAGUACACCGUGUGCGACCAAUGCCGGGUCAGGAAGAUCCGCUGCAGUCGAGAAAAGCCAUCAUGCAGAAACUGUGGCCGGCUGGGCUUGCAGUGCGAGUGGUCUGGUCAGGGCAAAAAGUGCAAUCAAACCACUCUUCUGAGCCAUACGAUCCUGGGGAUGGGCAGCCGCCUUCAACAGCUAGAGACUUCACUUGCCGACACCCAGCGAUCACUGAAGAGGUUGUUCGAGGGCUCAGCCGUGGUCUCGCCUCCUUCCUCGAGAUACCCGUCCAGUCCCUCGAGACCGACGCCUCAAUUGACCCCUCCACGGUUUCCCGAUGGAUCGAAAGCGCCGGUCUUCACACGGCCACUGGGUCGUUUUCUCUUGGACCACGGCAAUGAUCAAAGAUACUUUGGCCCGACCUCGCUGGAAGCGCUGAUGCUCACGAUCAAGGACGAGCUGUCGGACAGUACGGAGACUGAACGAGAGAGCACACGAGAAUGCGUGCUCCAAGCACAACACAAGAUCAAUAUCCUGGUUAGCCAGGCCGACGAAUCCAAGACUUGUCUCGCCGACAGAUCGCUACCGACGACGCCUCCGUUCGCCAUCUUGGAUGCCAUGAUCGAGCCCUAUUUCACCACUACCAAUCACCAUUUCCCCAUCUGGACAAAAGAAAAGGUUCAAGCAGAUGGCCACUAG